Gigantopelta aegis is the source of this 3868-nucleotide messenger RNA. Its product is annotated as ATP-binding cassette sub-family F member 1-like. The transcript is spliced from 19 exons. Gene Ontology annotation, molecular function: ATP hydrolysis activity; ATP binding. The record is from RefSeq and is a predicted model, not a curated record. Bases 62 to 2227 code for a protein of 721 amino acids. NCBI's taxonomy places the organism in Eukaryota, Metazoa, Mollusca, Gastropoda, Neomphalida, Peltospiridae.
UGUGCGAUCGACAGAAAACUUUCACUUGUGUAAUAGCGUUUUUAACCAGAAGUAAAUCAAAAUGCCGAAGAAAGGCAAAGGAACCAGAAAAUCGCGUGAGAAUGAUUCAGACGACGAUGUGAAACUUGAAGAUAAAAUGAAAAAUUUGACAGCUGGUGACGGUGUUGAUUUACAAGAGACUGAUGAUGCUACAAAAACAAAGGCAAAGAAGAAGAAGAAAAGCAAGAUGGAGAGAUUGAAAGAAGAAAUGGCCGAAGCUGAACGGGAGAAACUGGCAGCAUCCCAGAAUGCCCAGCCGAGCGAUGAAGAUGAAGCCGAUGUUGUGGAGAACGGUGAUGAGGCGAAGGAUGCUGUGUCCGAUGAAGACGAAGUGAACCGAGAUUUUAUUGGAGCCACUGGACAGGAUGAGAUGGAGGAAGAAAAUACUAUUGAAAUUGAAGUAAAACCAAAACUGAGCAAGAAGGAAUUGAAAAAAUUGAAGAAGCAGGCCGAGUAUAAACAACAGCUGGAGGAAAUGGGAGACACUGGACAGUUUUCUGUGUCACAGGCCGAGCGAUCCUCCAAGGCAGCUGUGUUAGAAAACGAACAGGAUAUAAAGGUUGAAAACUUUGGUAUAUCUGCCCGUGGAAAGGACUUGUUUGUCAAUGCCACUCUUCAGAUUACGAACGGAAGACGCUAUGGCCUUGUAGGUCCAAAUGGGCAUGGGAAGACAACUUUAUUGAAGCACAUAGCCAGUAGAACUCUGAACAUUCCAGCCAACAUUGAUGUUCUUCUAUGUGAACAAGAUGUUGCGGCAAGUGAGAUGAAGGCGAUAGACUCUGUGCUAAAGGCAGAUAAGAAGCGAAUUGAUUUGUUAGAAGAAGAAAAGAAACUGAUGGACGAAACCAAUUCUGGGAACACCGAUAACAGUGAACGCUUGAAACAUGUGUAUGAAGAACUGCGAGCGAUCGGUGCCGAUGCGGCGGAAUCAAGGGCUCGGAGAAUUCUGUCUGGUCUGGGCUUCACGCGUGAGAUGAUGGAGAGAUCCACAAAGGAUUUAUCUGGGGGCUGGAGAAUGAGAGUCUCACUCGCCAGAGCUUUGUUUAUGGAGCCUACACUUCUGCUGCUUGACGAACCUACCAACCAUCUUGAUCUUAAUGCUGUUAUUUGGUUAGAUAACUAUCUCCAGCAGUGGAAGAAGACCCUGUUGAUCGUGUCUCACGACCAGAGUUUCCUCAACAACGUUUGCACUGACAUCAUCCACCUCGACAUGAAGAAACUCUUCUACUACCGUGGAAACUAUGCCACAUUCAAGAAGAUGUUGGUUCAGAAGAGAAAAGAACAGUUGAAAGAAUAUGAAAAGCAGGAGAAAAGAAUAAAGGAUUUAAAAUCUUCUGGAUCAUCCAAAAAGAAAGCAGAGGAGAAGCAGAAGGAGGCACUGACGAGAAAACAAGCGAAAAACAAAGCCAAGCAGUCUGCGUUUGCAGAGGAGGAGAAGAAAACCGAGUUGCUUGCCAAGCCAAGAGAAUACACCGUCAAGUUCACCUUCCCCAACCCGACACCGCUAAACCCCCCGAUCCUCGGAGCACACGAUGUGACGUUUGCAUAUGAGGGCCAGCGUCCCAUAUUUGAAAAUCUCGAGUUUGGUAUUGAUAUGGACUCCAGAAUUGCGAUGGUCGGUCCUAAUGGAGUAGGGAAGAGUACGUUACUCAAGUUACUAGUCAAGGUUUUAGAGCCGCAAAAAGGAGAAAUCAGAAAGAACCACAGAGUGAGGAUUGGAAAAUAUGAUCAACAUUCUGCUGACCAGCUCAACAUGGACGAGACACCGAUUGAGUAUCUGCAGAGAUUAUUCAACAUGCAGUACCAGGACAGUCGAAAGAUGCUAGGAAGAUUUGGCUUAUCGAGCCACGCCCACACAAUCCCAAUCCGCGACCUCUCCGGGGGUCAGAAGUCACGGGUCGCUCUCGCUGAUCUGUCGUGUCGUGCUCCAGAUGUUUUAAUAAUGGAUGAACCGACCAACAACCUGGAUAUAGAGUCGAUUGAUGCACUCGCCGAGGCUCUCCGUGAAUUCAAAGGAGGUGUGAUAAUCGUGAGUCACGAUGAGCGUCUGAUUCGAGAGACGGAGUGUCAGCUGUGGGUCGUGGAGAACCGCACCAUCAACGAGGUGGACGGAGACUUUGACGACUACCGCCGCGAACUGCUCGACGCACUCGGGGAGGAGAUUGCCAAGGCCAGCCCCACCACAUGACCUUCACCUUAGGAAAACGACCUUCAGAUUAACAUGUUAACUCAAUCAAAAUGUGCAAAUGAUGGGCGAUACUGGUUUCAGUGUAUGUGUUGUAAGGAAUAAUAAUACACAAUGGUGACGUUGUAAGGAAUAAUAAUACACAAUGGUGACGUUGUAAGGAAUAAUAAUACACAAUGGUGACGUAAGGAAUAAUAAUACACAAUGGUGACGUUGUAAGGAAUAAUAAUACACAAUGGUGACGUUGUAAGGAAUAAUAAUACACAAUGGUGACGUUGUAAGGAAUAAUAAUACACAAUGGUGACGUUGUAAGGAAUAAUAAUACACAAUGGUGACGUUGCCAGCAAGGCUACCUCUGGCACUCGCCAAAUUUGCUUUUUGCGAAUUUCAAAAACAACUGAUAAAUUUUAUUUUAAUUUGACGAAAUAAUUUGAAGUAAUAAAUAAUAUUUUGUUAUAAAAUAAGUGGAGUUUUGCGGUUUAUGAACCCUAAUAGAUACUUAGGCAAAAUUUUCUGCUGACCCACAGCUUGCCCUGGUCCUUUAAAAAUUAAAAUAAAAAGUAUGCAUAAAUUAUUUAUGUAUUACGCCGACAACCUUCCGAGUGACCUAUUUAUUUUGGUGUAACCCUUUGCAUGCCUUUAAGAAUUUUAAAGAUUUGUGGAAACCGUUUACGGGUUAUUCGCAAAAAAAAUACAGGUAACCCAUUUUAUUUUAAGUAAACUUAUUAUGACCAUGCAACUGGUGUCCAAAAUUUAAUAUAUAUACGAAAAAAUAAGUUAAGCAAAAUCAGUCUUAUGCAAACCAUAGGAGAACGAAAUGACUGCGUAAUAUUCAGUUUCUGAUAACAAAAAGUAAUUAUCUGUGAUAUAAAACUCAAGCAAACCGAUAGGCUGCAUUUUUAUCUUUGCUUGUCGAAACGUAUCACAUAUGGAAUAUUUCUGCACUGCAGUGAUAAUAUUGUAUAUAUUACAUGCAGAAAGUCGCUAUUAUUAAUAUAUUACUUUCAGAGAUGUACAUGUAGAGUGUGGUGGCAAUGUGUUGCAUACUAGACGUGAUUGAUAUGGCUAGGUCACGAUACAAUACAUAUCCAUAUACGUUGGUCCAGAUAUGGCACUGGUGUUAGUUGUUAGGCAGUAUAAAAUAUCUUUGGAAAUUAAACACAUCAAUUACAACGUCUAGCUUAAGUUUCCAAUUUGAGCAAAUCUGAUGUUUUGUGGUAGCUCAGAUGUAUUUUUAAAAAAUCAUGAAGGCUACCUAGAGAAUUAAGGCAUCUUAAGUAUUGCAAUGCAGAUGCCAUAAAUUGAUGUAUCGUAUCAUGGGCUAACUGUUGUGAUUCGAUAUUGUAUUGCCAUGCAGAUGCCAUAAAUUGAUGUAUCGUAUCAUGGGCUAACUGUUGUGAUUCGAUAUUGUAUUGCAAUGCAGAUGCCAUAAAUUGAUGUAUCGUAUCAUGGGCUAACUGUUGUGAUUCGAUAUUGUAUUGCCAUGUAGAUGCCAUAAAUUGAUGUAUCGUAUCAUGGGCUAACUGUUUUGAUUCGAUAUUGUAUUGCCAUGCAGAUGCCAUAAAUUGCUGUAUCGUAUCAUGGGCUAACUGUUGUGAUUCGAUAUUGUAUUGCCAUGUAGAUGCCAUAAAUUGAUGUAUCGUA